Molecule: messenger RNA, 1107 nt
Organism: Lactuca virosa
Lineage: Eukaryota; Viridiplantae; Streptophyta; Magnoliopsida; Asterales; Asteraceae
Source: the annotation of a GenBank genome assembly
AUGGGUGUUUACGGCCGUGAACUGGUUCACGUAUGGCGAUGGAUUCAUGCCGCCGUUAAGAGAAAUGUCAAACAAAUUGAGUUGACAUUUUACCCUAAGGAGAGUACAGGGGAUAUCGAGAUACCCAAUUGCCUUGUGAUUUGCCCUUCGUUGGAGUUAUUAAGGUUGAGUUUGGGCCAUUGUGGUCUAAGGUUGCCAAAUAUCUUGGGGUUUCUGGCACUUAGGGUUCUUGAUCUGACCAGUGUUGACUUAUUGGAAGACGACAAUUUGGUAAAAGGUUUUCUCGAAAGCUGCCCCCUGCUUGAGGAUCUGACUUUAGAUGACUGCGUGCUAUGCAAACUUGAUCUUCUUUGUAUUUCAUGUCUGAAGCUCAAGAAGCUUAGCAUUGUUAACACGUACGAUGAUAAUGAUGAUGAUGGUGGUCUGUGUGGUGGCGUUAAGAUUUGUUGCCCAAAACUGGUGGAUUUGGAGUUAACAUGUUAUAUAGCUUAUAAUUAUUUCUUUGAAUGUCUAGACUCCUUAAAGAAAGCUGAGAUUGAGCCUAAAUCAGAAGGGAACAACAUAUCCGUGUUGUUUCCUGGAAUUUCUGGUGUGGAAUAUUUGCGCAUCGACCCUUACUUCUUCAUUAAGUGCAUUUAUGCUGCAAUUGAUCCUGGUCUACCUAAUCUGAAGACUUUGGUGCUAAGCACAACUAUGGAUGCCUUCACCAUGGAUAACUUCAACCGAGUUCUCAAAUAUUAUCCCAAACUGGAGUCUCUCAAGUUGUCCAUUAAACAGUUAUUCUCAUAUCAAAUCGAUUUUCAUGGGAGUGAUGGGACGGAAUACGGGUGGUUGGAUGAAGAUGAAACAAGGGAAAUCUUGAGUAUUGAUUUGAAAAGGAUUGAGUUUUUUGAAUUUAAUGGAGAAAAACCGAAAGUUGUUAUAAAAUGGUUUGAUGAUAUAUUGAAUAUGUAUUUCAGUUGGGGUAAGGAAACCAGCGGAAUGGAGCUUUUGAGGUAUGUUGUACUUGUUUCAAUGUUCUUAAUAGAUAAGAGGAAGAAGAAGAGAGCGAUUACUGCUGGUGGCGUGAGGGGGAAGAAGAGAAGGACGAGGCAGAAGUCGGCAUAA